AUGAGUGGCUACGACAGAGCAUUAUCUAUUUUCUCACCAGAUGGCCACAUUUUCCAAGUAGAAUAUGCGCUGGAAGCCGUUAAGAGAGGUACAUGUGCGGUCGGUAUCAAGGGCACGGACUGUGUCGUAGUGGGAUGCGAAAGACGGUCGACAUUGAAGCUGCAAGACCCUCGUAUCACGCCGUCCAAAAUAUCGACUAUCGACUCUCAUGUGGUGCUCUCGUUUGCCGGUUUGAAUGCAGACAGCCGUAUUCUGAUCGAAAAAGCGCGCGUGGAAGCCCAAUCGCACAAACUGACCCUGGAGGACCCAGUCUCCAUAGACUAUUUGACACGGUACGUCGCCGGCGUGCAACAGAGAUAUACUCAGUCUGGUGGUGUGAGGCCCUUUGGUGUUUCCACGCUGAUUGCCGGCUUCGACCCGCGCGACACACAACCGAAGCUCUAUCAAACCGAGCCUAGUGGAAUCUACUCCGCCUGGAGCGCUCAGGCUAUUGGCAGGAACAGCAAGACAGUACGUGAGUUUCUGGAGAAAAAUUACAGCAAAGAGCAGCCUCCUGCUUCUGAACAAGAAUGUGUCAAACUUACCGUGAAGGCGCUUCUGGAAGUGGUUCAAACCGGCGCCAAGAACAUCGAGAUCACCGUUGUCCGUCCACACUCCAAGAUCGGCACUCUGUCAAGUGAAGACAUUGGCAAGUACGUGGACGAAAUCGAACAAGAGAAACAGCAGGAGCUGGAAAAAAAGAAGAAAAAGAGGGGUGAGAACUAG
Messenger RNA from Lachancea dasiensis, 765 nucleotides. The record is from the annotation of a GenBank genome assembly. Lineage: Eukaryota; Fungi; Ascomycota; Saccharomycetes; Saccharomycetales; Saccharomycetaceae.